This is a messenger RNA of Lolium rigidum, 588 nucleotides long. RefSeq lists its product as uncharacterized. NCBI's taxonomy places the organism in Eukaryota, Viridiplantae, Streptophyta, Magnoliopsida, Poales, Poaceae. The record is from RefSeq and is a predicted model, not a curated record. The coding region runs from base 1 to 456 and encodes 151 amino acids. The transcript has a single exon.
AUGGCCACCGACGCUUCCUACGCCGCCCAGCUCCUGCACCGCGGCGACGGCGACGGCGAAUGGUGCAACCUCGGCGCUGCCUACGCCGCCGUAAAGGUACUCCGCCCGCAGGGCCACUCCAUCAUCAUGUACUCCGGCCCCGACGGCCACCCCCACCAGCGGAUCAUCUUCGCGUACCCGAUCCUCCCCGGCGACGCCUUCGAGAGGCUGGAUGGAUCCACUCUCUCCUGGACGGAAUCCGGGUCCGGCAACGAGUUCGCGCUCUGCUUCCUCGACGAGGCCGCCUGCGCCGCGUUCUGCGGCGCCAUCUCCCCGGUCACGGCGGCGCUCGCCGCCCUGGACGGUGUCGCUGAAAGGCUCGCGGGGCUGCGCGUGGCCGAGGCGGAAGGGGCCGCCGCCGCCGGAGGGGAUAUUGCCGGCCGUCUCGCGCAGCUUAGCAUAGGCCGACGACAAUGAAUUUGGUUAGUAGGUUUUACCAUAUCACCGUCGUCUUAGCUUAACUCUGUACAAAAUCCUGUAAUUUUUUCUUCAGAAGUUUAUCUCGCUUUGUUUCAAGCCUGCAAUUCUCAAUGCAAAAGAACGAAAGAU